AUGAAUGAUCAAAGUAAGCAAAUCGUUGAUAAACGCAAAUGGACAUUUCAAUAUGGAAAUAAUCGAAAACACUCUUCACAGUCUAGACACAUCAAAUAUAUCGUGCGAAAUGGUAAUUCUGAUCCAUAUGCUAAUGAUGCUGUAGGUGAUUUGCCAAAUUUUCUUCUUCUCUUUCCGUAUUCUGAAACCGUAUGUGCUAUACUUUAUUCUACUAGUAGUUGGUUUAUCGAUCAUCAGUCAUAUUUUAAAUUCGAGUAA
Rotaria sp. Silwood2 is the source of this 258-nucleotide messenger RNA. The record is from the annotation of a GenBank genome assembly. NCBI's taxonomy places the organism in Eukaryota, Metazoa, Rotifera, Eurotatoria, Philodinida, Philodinidae.